CAAAAAUCACAAUUGCAAACCUUUUGGGUAAGAGAAAGGGUUUGCAAACCUUAUAGUUAUCAGGGUUCAAGAAGGCGAGCCUGGGCGCACGCCUAGGCUCAAUUAGGCGCUAGGCGGUGGAGGAUCGCCUUGACUUGGCCAUAGGCAUUGUAAAAGGCACUGGUGGUGCUUAGUAGGUAGGAAUAGCGCUUAGUUUGUGCUUAGUGGAGAGAAGGCGUGCCUGGGCGUUCCUGUGCGAGCUUAGGCGGUUAAACCCAAUACUCUUCGUUUUGUCAUAGAAAAUCAGAAACUUGCCUCUUGCCCUAGAAAAUCAGAAACACAGAAAGUAACAUCUGCUGCCGCCUGCCGCCCUAGCUCUCGCCCCAUCUGCUACCGCUUGCCGCCCUAGCUUUCGCCCCAUUUGCUGCUCUCUGCCGCCGCAGGAGAAAGUCAUCGAUCACUCUUCUCGCCUUCACACCGCUCCGCUGCUAUAGUGUGAAAUAAAGUCGAAACUCACCAAUUGUUGCUCCUUCCUUCUCCUCGGUACGUAGCACAAGCUUCUUGCCUCUAUAAGCACCUAUUAGCAGAUGAUUGGUCACUAUUUGCUUGUUAUUUGUUAUGUUAAGUGUUUACUGUUAAGAACUAGGCAUUGCUAAUUUUAUAUGCACUUGGAUUAUAUGAAUUAUUCCAGAAAACAUGAAAUAUUUGAGAAAUUUUCCAUUUAUGUUCUGAACGCCUAAGCGCGCAUAGGCUACGUCUAAUCGGGCAAGGCGUAAGUCAGGAGCCGAGCGCCUGCCUUACACGUUACACCUAGCGCCUUUUAGAACCUUGAUAGUUAUACUGUUUUUAUCUACAUUUUUUAUUAUAUGUCAGAAUGCGACAUCCAUAUCAACGCAUCCACGUGAACAUAAUUUUGCCUAGUCAGAAUCACCUAACGUUUGUUUGAUAAUAUAAAAAGUUAACUAUUAUACUGUUUCUUUUAAAAAAAAUUGUACAAUUAUAAUAAUUGAAUCCAUUUCGAUAAUGCAUCAUUUGUCGGAGCAGAAGGCGCCAACAAAACGUGGUGGUCCUGCAUGUAACUUUCGUCCUGUUGCCAUUAUUGGCUGGUUGCAAUUUUAAAUUCCAAUCAAGCUCACAUAAAAAAUAUUCCAAAACACGAAAGAAAAAACAAACAGAGAGAGAGAGAGAGAGAGAGAGAGAGAAAAUAACCCUCUCGCUGCUCGUCUAUAAAAAAAACCCCGCUUGCAGUUCAUCCCAAUUCGUUCCAUCACCAAAGCUUAAGAAACUCUUAGCCACAACCAAAGAUAUCAAAGAAGAAGGGGGAAAAAAGGACAAUGGCGGCGGCCUCCACCGAAUUUGUCCAUGCAACCUACGACCCCCUGGUGGCGGCGGAGCAGAAAGCCUACCUCGAAACCAAAGCCGGCGUAAAAGGCCUGAUGGACGCCGGCAUCAAGGAGCUCCCCCGCAUCUUCCACACCCCGCCGCACUUCCUCCACGACAACCCCACCGCCUCCGCCGCCAACCUCGACCUCACCUUCCCCGUAAUCGACCUCGCCGGCGGCCGCAAAGACAUCGUCGACAAGAUCAGGGACUCCUCCGAAAACUGGGGGUUCUUCCAGAUCAUCAACCACGGCGUCCCCGUCACCACCAUGGACGAAAUGAAGGACAGCGUCCACCGAUUCUUCCACCAGGACAUCUCCGAGAAGAAAGAAUUCUUCGGGACCGAUCCUACCGGAAAAGUCGUCUAUCUGACCAACGAGCGGGACUGGAGCGACCUCAUGCUGGUCGACAUGGCCCCCGACCCUCCCAGGCCGGAGCAGCUCCCCACCACGAUGAGGGACGUGCUGAGGGAGUACUCCGACGAGAUGUUCAAGCUCGGGGACCUGCUACUCGAGUUGUUGUCAGAGGCUCUGGGACUGGAUCCCGGGCACCUGAAGGGGAUGGAGUGCGCGGCGAAUCUGGGGAUAGCGAGCCAUUACUAUCCGGUGUGUCCGCAGCCGGAGCUGACGCUGGGGAUUACGAAUCAUACGGAUCUGGGGUUUGUUACGGUGCUUUUGCAGGAUCAUGUUGGUGGGCUUCAGGUGCUGCACCGGGAUUUCUGGGUCGAUGUGCCGCCGCGGCCGGAUGCUCUGGUGGUCAACAUCGGAGAUAUGCUUCAGCUGAUAACGAAUGAUAAGUUUAAGAGCGUGAAGCACAGAGCGGUGGUGAACAGCGUGGAGCCAAGAGUAUCUGUUGGUGCGUUUUUCGGCUAUGGGUCUCCGUUGCUUAUGAGAUCGUAUGGACCGAUAAAGGAAUUGUUGUCGGAAGAGAAUCCUGCCAAGUAUAGAGAAACAAAGAUUCGGGAGUUCUUCGUCGGGUCGUACAACGAGGGCAUUGGUAACACCUAUCUGCCGCUGCUUAAGAUCUGAGGAAGAAAUUGUACCUCAAUUUCCCAUGCUUUGGUAAUUGGAUAACAGUACUUCCCUUUUGAUGAUGUGUGAAUAAAAGAGAUCCCAAUUUCGGGAUUCUUCUGUUGCGCGGCGUUUAUUGUAACGAAAGCGGAUUGAUAAUGGUGUUUUGUCAUUUGAUUUGAGCUAAAUAUUUUGAAGCCAGAUCUGGAAAGAUUCGAUCUCUUGAUUUUUUUACGUACCACUUAUUGAGAACCGACAGGAAAAUGACAGGAAAUUAAAAGGGAAAAAAAUCCCAGAAUACUCUAAUUAUUAAAAAAAAUUCCUUAAAUACAGUACUUAUAAACUU
Messenger RNA from Linum trigynum, 2715 nucleotides. Lineage: Eukaryota; Viridiplantae; Streptophyta; Magnoliopsida; Malpighiales; Linaceae. The record is from the annotation of a GenBank genome assembly.